GGAGCGGUGCGGAGCGGAGCGGGCGGCGGUGCGGGCUGCGGUACCACCAGCAGCGGCGGCUCUGCGGGGCCGUGCCGGUCUCGGCCACCCCCCGGACUCCCCUCCGGCUCUGCCCGUCCCUCCGCCUCCCUUCCCCCCCUCCCGUUUAUUUUUAUUUUUUUUUCGGUCCCCCCCUAUUUCUCUCAGCAACGUCACCCCCCGCCGCUCCUCCCCGCAGCAAGAUGGUGCAGAAGAAAUCAGAGAUCCCGGGUUUCCACCGCUCCUUCAAGGGACAAAACCCCUUUGACCUGGAGUUUGACCAGUCCAACCACCUGGAGCCUGUCUUCAACUUCGAGUGCCCACCCCGUCCUGACAUGCCUUCAAGUCAGCCCAUUGAUAUCCCUGAUGCCAAGAAAAGGAACAAGAAGAAGAAGCGCUGCAGAGCCACUGACAGCUUCUCUGGCAGGUUUGAAGAUGUUUACCAGCUGCAGGAGGAGGUUCUGGGAGAAGGGGCUCACGCCAGAGUCCAGUCCUGCAUUAACCUCAUCACCAACAAGGAGUAUGCUGUGAAGAUCAUUGAGAAGCGGCUGGGUCACAUCCGCAGCAGGGUGUUCCGGGAGGUGGAGAUGCUGUAUCAGUGCCAGGGACACAGGAACGUCCUGGAGCUGAUCGAGUUCUUUGAGGAGGAGGAGAGGUUUUACCUGGUGUUUGAGAAGAUGAGAGGAGGCUCCAUCCUCACCCACAUCCACCGGAGAAGACACUUCAACGAGCUGGAGGCCAGCAUGGUGGUGCAGGAUAUAGCCAGUGCCCUGCAUUUUUUGCACAACAAAGGAAUCGCUCACAGGGAUCUAAAACCAGAAAAUAUUCUGUGUGAGAGCAAUGAGCAGGUCUCCCCCGUGAAAAUCUGCGACUUUGAUCUGGGCAGUGGCAUCAAACUCAAUGGUGAUUGCUCUCCCAUCUCCACCCCGGAGCUGCUCACCCCGUGUGGCUCUGCUGAGUACAUGGCCCCGGAGGUGGUGGAAGCCUUCAACGAGGAGGCGUCCAUCUAUGACAAGCGCUGUGACCUGUGGAGCCUGGGUGUCAUCCUGUACAUUCUGCUCAGUGGGUACCCCCCUUUCGUGGGCCAUUGUGGCUCUGACUGUGGCUGGGACCGAGGCGAGGCAUGCCACACCUGCCAGAACAUGCUCUUCGAAAGCAUCCAGGAGGGGAAAUAUGAGUUCCCUGACAAGGACUGGGCACACAUCUCCUUUGGAGCCAAAGAUCUCAUUUCCAAGCUGCUGGUGAGAGAUGCCAAGAAGCGGCUCAGUGCUGCCCAGGUCCUGGAGCACCCCUGGGUGCAGGGGUGUGCCCCAGACAACACCCUGCCGACCCCCAUCAUCCUGCAGAGGAACAGCAGUGCCAAAGAGCUCACGUCCUUUGCUGCCGAGGCCAUUGCUGUCAACCGCCAGCUGACGCGGCACGACGAGGAUGAGGAGGAGGAGGCGGAGGAGGAAGCACGACCCAUCAUCAUCAAAGCUACCUCACGGGCCAUGCAGCUCUCCCCCCCCUCCGAGUCCAAGCUGGCUAAGCGGCGGCAGAAGAGCAGCCUGGCCAAAGCGGUGGCCGCCGGGCAGCAUCUGGUGGCCCCGCUGGUCCUGGUGGCCGACCAAGCCUGAGCUGUGCCCCUCCGACCUGCUGUACCCCAUGCCCCAUCUCCCCCUUUCUUUCUUCACACCACUUCCCCCCCACCCCUAAGUCCCCACCGUUUCUGGCUAGUGACAAGAUCAGGACUCCUCCCUGUGGCUGGUUUCCAAGGUUUUGCUGAUCUUGUAGGUCUGGGGGUGGGAGGGAUUGUUUAAGAUCUUUUUUUUUUUUUUUUAAGGUAUUAAAUCAAGCGUGAGGUUGCUUCACCCAGGGCACACUCAAGGACAUCUGACAGACACAUGGACUUUUGUUUCCUGACUCUUGGUUACUCCUUUGACAUUUUCUUUCCCCCCCCCUUCCCGACACCAAAGGACUCUUUGUAUCCGCGGCUGCUCUGACGAUCUCAGCUCAUUUCAUACUGUGAACAAAAGACCCUCGGUCGCGUUUCCAACAACGGGAGUUGGGUUUUAACCUCGUCCCUCCCCUCGGAGCUGCAGGUCUUUCUCUGGUCUUGGGGUAGAUCCCAUAAGAUCCCCUCCCAGGGGUCCGGGAGCCCCUCCGUCCCGUGCUCGGGGUUGUCCCCAGGGGGGACACGAUGGGGUCUUGUGCAGGGAACCGCUGAGGCUGAGGAGGGAUGGUGCCAGCGAGGGAGCAGUGCCCCAUCCCACCAAGCCACCCUCUCUCCUUGGCAGCCUGCUUCCAGAAUAAGCUAUUCGCCCCCCCCUUUUUUUUUCUUGGUUUGUUUUCUUUCUUUUUCCUUUUUUUUUUUUUUUUUUUUUUUUUUUUUAAUUAUUAUUAUUGUUGGUUUUAAAUUGCCAGCUGUGCUUCUCUACAGGGCAUGGAGAAAUGUCUUCCUUUCCUCCCACACUCCAGCCAGCAGCUCCCCAGGGGUAAGCUCAGAGCCGAGGGGAUGCACAGGCAUUUGGGGUUGUGCUCUUGCACUGGGCUGGGUGUUGCACCCCCUGUUUUUGGAGGGGGGGAGAGGGGAUCAUUGGCAGCUGUGCCCUUGUGGACAUGGAAGGUGGGAUGAAGGGGCUCCAGCCAAAAAAAUGCCUCUCUGUGACUAGUGGGGUGGUCUGGGGAAAGAGAACCCCUGGUGAAGAGCUGUGGGGUGGUGUGACCUGGUGUGGCUUUGGGCUGGCCCCAGGGCUGCUGUGGCAGGGAGGGGUCUGGGGGUGCAGAGUGUGCCCAGUGCCCAGGGGGUGCUGGUGGGCUUUGGGUUGGGCUGGCAGCAGCCCCCAAGGGCCAUGGUGUGCAGCAGUGGGCUGGGAUGUGGGGCCAGAGGGUUAGAGGUUGGGGUAGCAGUGCCUGAGCAGUGCAGGGUCUGUCAGGUGGCUGGGGAGAGCUGUGCAUGUCUGUUCACAUGUGUUCACGUGGCUCACUAUUCCUGUGUCUUCAUGCAUGUGUGUGCACAGGGUUGCCUUUUCCUCAGAGCUUGCUUUGGGGAAGAAAGGGAAUGGAGGUGUGGGUAGGACUUGGGAUGCUGCAGCAGGAUGAGGCCUUGGCUGGGGUCUAGGGCUGGAUCCAGGUGAGUGAGCUGGGGUCCAGCUCCUGCAAACCCCCCUGCACCAAGCUGGAGCAGCAAACCUCUGCUCCAUGCCACUGAGCUGUACCCACUGCCCUCCCUGCAUCUCACCAGAUAGAGGGGGAAAGGGUGUCCCCUUCAUUAGCCAUCUUCUUCCUCCCAACUCAAUGCUUUGAGCUUUGGAGUUGAAAAAAGCAGCCUCUGCCCAUCAUGUGCACAGGUGAAGGCUUUAGGAGCUUGCUUUGAGCUGGGGAAGAGACUUCCCCUGGUCUUCAGAUGAAGACAGUCACUGUCUCCAGAAGAGAAAGUUCUCCUUUUUAUUUUAAGACUGCUGACAGCAAUACUAUGCAAUAUAUGUUGUUUUUUUGUUUCAGGGAGGUGUGUGUGGGUUAUCUUGGGAGAUGGUGAUCUUGGGUGUUGAUGGAGUUUGGGGCAGGGAUUGUUUUCUCUUGCCCUUUGCAGCCCUUCUGCUGAGCAGCAUCAGUGGGGCAGGGAGGGCAGCUCCCCUUUCCCCUUCCCACCCCCCCAAAACCACCUCACCCUUGCAGUCUCCCCUACAAGCUCCUGGUCCCACCACCCCAACUGGGAGAUGGUGAGGGGACAGCCCCUACCACAGGCACUGGGACACCGUGGAGAGGCCUCCUCUAAAGGCAAAAGAAAAAGACACAAAUCCAUCUUGAUUGUACAUCGUUGCUUUUUAUAGCUUAUUUUAUCAGUUGUAGAUAAUUCCUUGUUGUCUUACAUUAAGAAAUACUUGAAUGAUGUGUACAGUACGCGAUGCCUUGAGCUGGUGUUGUGGAAGCUAUUGGUGAUGCUGCACGCUGCAGCCCUUUUUUUAAAAACAAAAAAAGAAUCAUGGGAAGGGGAGCGCUGGGGGAUGUCUUCAAUUUAUUAGUUUUUUUAAGUCCCCCGUGCUUUUGUUGGUGAGCAGAAUUUCCCUCCUUUCCCCUGUGUGAGACCCCUCUCUCUUCUAUCAGCAAACCCCCCUCUCCUGAUGGCUCCUGCAGUGUGGGGGGCUCAUCCCUGCUGAGCAUCCUCGGCUGGGGAUGCCCAGAGCUGCUGCAGGUGUUUGCAUCGGGGGGAUGGAGGUGCUGGGGAGCACGUCAGCUCCUUGUUAGUCGCUCUGCUCAGGCUUGGCUUUGGGGUUUGGUUUGGUUUGAGUGUGGACCCCAUGGGGGUACCCGGGCUGGUGAGCUCCUGGCAGCUCUGGUGUGCGGGGGCUGUGAGUUUAUGAAGGAUCUUGAAAUGCCUUUAGAGCUUGGGGAUUGAUUCCCAAACCCCUCUCGCCCUGACCAGCAGCAGUGUUGGGCACCUCUGGGGGCCUCUGCAGUGCUUGGGUGAUGCUUGGGGCUGGACAUCCCCUCCCAGGGUGGUUUCCAGACAGAUGCUCCCUGACCUGCAGUCCAGCACCAGCCAACCCCUCUCACCAAUGCCCUUCUUCUUCUUCUUCCUCUUCCAAAGCCUUUCCCCAGAGCAUCUGUCUCGGAAACCAACUUCAAAAAGAUUUUUUUUUUUUUUUCCUCUUUUAAAGGCUGGAAAUUUUAAGCGUUUUUGGCUUCCUUUUCUUCCCCCCCACCCUUCCUUUGGCCGACUAACUCGACUUAGAACUGGUUAGAAAUGUUUACUGUGAAGCUAACUUUUUUUUAAUCAAAACAGGAGAAACUUUCUCCACUUUACAAUUGAUGAAGACUGCCAAAGCUGGUUCGAUAAGUCACGUUAACGCACUGUUGGUUUGUACAAGGGCAGCCAAUGCUUGGGGGCUGGCUGGAAAAUAAAAAAAAGAAAAUGAAAAAAAAACAAACAAACAAACAAAAAAAAACCACAAAAAAAAAAGGAAAAAAGGAAAAAAAAGAAACCACAAAAACAAGCACUUUACUGUAUGUACCAGGUGAACUGAUACAGCUGAACUGAAGUUUUCCUUUAUAACAAUUGUUGAUGCCAGAAUUUUGUAUUCUGUUUUGUAAGAAUUUAAUAAAAAUGCAUUGAGACCUA
Calypte anna (Anna's hummingbird) is the source of this 5119-nucleotide messenger RNA. It is a transcript of the gene MKNK2, whose product is annotated as MAPK interacting serine/threonine kinase 2. Gene Ontology annotation, biological process: protein autophosphorylation; peptidyl-serine phosphorylation; intracellular signal transduction. Gene Ontology annotation, cellular component: cytoplasm; nucleus. The coding region runs from base 222 to 1634 and encodes 470 amino acids. Gene Ontology annotation, molecular function: calcium-dependent protein serine/threonine kinase activity; calcium/calmodulin-dependent protein kinase activity; ATP binding. The transcript is spliced from 14 exons. NCBI's taxonomy places the organism in Eukaryota, Metazoa, Chordata, Aves, Apodiformes, Trochilidae. The record is from RefSeq and is a predicted model, not a curated record.